Messenger RNA from Lachancea fermentati, 2898 nucleotides. The record is from the annotation of a GenBank genome assembly. NCBI's taxonomy places the organism in Eukaryota, Fungi, Ascomycota, Saccharomycetes, Saccharomycetales, Saccharomycetaceae.
AUGGUUUCUUCCAAUUUAAAGAGGAAGGUCGAGGACGAGGAGUUUUCUGAGGAAGAGAAUUACGAUAUUGCUGCUAACAUCGCCUUAGAUAGCGACAGUGAAGCUGAGAGCGCGGAUGAAGAUGAGGAGGACUCUGAAGCAGAAGUUCAAGAUGUUAUCGAGUUUAGUGAUGAAGAAGAGCAAGCAAAGGAGAAGAAAGUAGGCCGUAAGAAAGAAGAUAAGAGCCAGCUGCAUAGUUUCCCCAGCCUCGAGAUGUCCGACGAUGACAAUGCAGAAGAAGACAACGCCGACGAUGUGAAUGAGUACUUUUCAACUACAUCCGUAAAUACAAUGAAACACAAGAAGGGUUCGUUUCCAAGUUUUGGUCUUUCUAAGUUCAUACUUUCAAACAUUUCGAAAAAAGGCUUUCGUCAGCCAACUCCAAUUCAGCGGAAGACGAUUCCCCUGAUUUUACAACAUAGAGAUAUUGUGGGUAUGGCCCGAACUGGUUCAGGUAAGACAGCGGCAUUCAUAUUACCUUUAAUUGAAAAAUUAAAAUGCCAUUCAGCUAAGAUUGGUGCACGCGCUUUAGUUCUGUCUCCUUCGAGAGAAUUAGCCAUGCAAACACAUAAAGUCCUCAAAGAGUUUUCUCGUGGUUCUGAUCUCCGUACUAUUCUUCUUACGGGUGGUGACUCGCUUGAAGAACAAUUUGGAAAGAUGAUGUCCAAUCCUGAUGUUGUGAUCGCCACUCCAGGUAGAUUUUUGCAUUUGAAAGUUGAAAUGAAUUUGGAUUUGAAAUCCAUUGAAUACGUUGUCUUUGAUGAGGCCGAUAGAUUGUUUGAAAUGGGUUUUCAGGAACAGCUCAAUGAAUUACUGGCAGCCUUGCCUACUUCCAGACAAACCCUCUUAUUCUCCGCCACUCUACCAUCUUCGCUGGUCGAUUUCGCUAAGGCUGGACUGACCAACCCUGUGCUUGUACGAUUGGAUGCCGAGACAAAAGUAUCUGACGAAUUAGAAAUGCUUUUUGUGUCUGCAAAAAAUGAAGAAAGAGAAGCAAACCUUCUCUAUUUACUGCAAGAAGUUCUUCAAAUUCCGGUCGCUACCCCAGAACAACUACUUGAAUAUAAGAGGAGGGACAACACAAAUAAUGAUAGUGAUGAUAGUGAUAGUGAAGAGGGCGGUAAGCGAAAGAAGAAAAAGGGCAAAAAGAUGGGAAAAAGGCUCCCUGCUGCAAACGAGCUACCGUCUGAGAAGGCUACAAUAAUUUUUGUGCCAACAAGACACCAUGUGGAAUAUGUUUCUCAGCUUUUGAAGGAUUGUGGAUAUCUUGUAUCCUAUUUAUAUGGUACUCUCGAUCAACAUGCUCGUAGACAACAAUUGUACAAUUUCCGUAUAGGUCUCAGUACUAUCAUGGUUGUCACAGAUGUUGCUGCAAGAGGUGUUGAUAUUCCCAUGCUAGCAAAUGUCGUAAACUACUCAUUACCUGCUUCAUCUAAGAUAUUUGUCCAUCGUGUGGGUAGAACAGCCAGAGCUGGUAACAGAGGAUGGGCCUAUUCCAUUGUAGCCGAAAAUGAGUUGCCAUAUUUACUAGACUUGGAACUCUUCCUAGGAAAGAAGAUUCUCCUCACACCAAUGUACGAAGCCACCUGCGAUAUUUUGAAAAAUAAGUGGAUUGCAGAGGGACACGACGAAUCGUCAUUCCAGUCGCCCCCUGUCUCUUACACCAAGCGAAUGGUUCUGGGUUCAUGCCCAAGGUUAAAUCUUGAAAACUGUGGCGAUCUUUACAAAAAUUUGGUUGAUUCCAGUUUCGAGUUGAGAUCUGCGAAAGCAGUGGCACAGAAAGCUGAAAAGCUUUACUUCCGUACUCGUACUUCUGCAUCGGCAGAAUCAAUGAAAAGGUCGAAGGAAGUAAUUGCGUCAGGAUGGGAUGAACAAAAUCUGAAAUUCGGUCAGAAUUUGGAAAAGGAGAAGCUCAACUUCUUAGCUAAAUUGCAAAAUAGAAGGAACAAGGAAACUGUUUUUGAGUUUUCUAGAAAUCCAGACGAUGAAAUGGCUGUUUUAAUGAAGAAAAGAAGAGUUCAGAUCGCACCAAUCCAGAGAAAGGCGCGUGAAAGAAGAGAGCUGCUUGAAAAGGAAAGGAUAGCGGGUUUGAGACACUCUGUAGAAGAUGAGAUCUUGAAAGGUGAUGAAAAUGAAGUGGGAUAUGCUGUUUCUGAGGAAAUUUUGAGCAGGGAUUUUGAAGAUGCAGACGAAGUUUUAGCAGAGCAAGACAAGAAGAAAAAGCGGAAAUCUUUCAAAGAUCCAAACUUCUUCUUGUCAUAUUACGCCCCAGGCAGUGAAAUACAGGACAAACAGUUGGAGCUAUCCAAUGGCUUCACUAAUGAUGCUGCUAAUGCUGCAUUCGACCUUCACGACGAUGAUAAGGUACAAGUCCACAAACAAACUGCUACUGUGAAAUGGGAUAAAAAGAGACAAAAAUAUGUUAAUAUGCAAGGUAUCGAUAACAAAAAGUACAUCAUCGGCGAAAGUGGUCAAAAGAUUCCAGCAUCUUUUAGAUCGGGUAAGUUCGAAGAGUGGUCCAAGGCCAGAAAGGUGGGUCCAAUCAAGGUCGGUGCAAGAGAAUCAAUUACAACAUCGAAGUUAUUGUCUAAUCCAAGUAAUGAGGAGCGUACGAUCGGAGGUAGAUUCAAGCACAAGCAAAUGAAGGCUCCAAAGCUGCCAGAUAAGCACAGAGAUGACUACAAGACUCAAAAGAAGAAGGUGAAGAAGGCCAUGGAAAAUGGCAUUGCUGUCAAGGGCUUCAAUGCGGCUGGCUCGAGAAGCGAGCUAAAGUCUGCAGAACAGAUCAGAAAAGAUAGAGCAGUGAAGACGAAGAGACGUGACAAAAAUGCACGUCCAAGUAAAAAGAGGAAGUUUUGA